Loxodonta africana (African savanna elephant) is the source of this 4109-nucleotide messenger RNA. RefSeq names its product component of inhibitor of nuclear factor kappa B kinase complex (gene CHUK). NCBI's taxonomy places the organism in Eukaryota, Metazoa, Chordata, Mammalia, Proboscidea, Elephantidae. Gene Ontology annotation, biological process: tumor necrosis factor-mediated signaling pathway; positive regulation of transcription by RNA polymerase II; peptidyl-serine phosphorylation. The transcript is spliced from 20 exons. The record is from RefSeq and is a predicted model, not a curated record. Gene Ontology annotation, cellular component: cytoplasm; IkappaB kinase complex. Gene Ontology annotation, molecular function: ATP binding; IkappaB kinase activity. Bases 1030 to 2985 code for a protein of 651 amino acids.
CAGUGGUGUAGUGGUUAAGUGCCACGGCUGCUAACCAAAGGGUUGGCAGUUCGAAUCCGCCAGGCGCUCCUUGGAAACUCUAUGGGGCAGUUCUACUCUGUCCUAUAGGGUUGCUAUGAGUUGGAAUUGACUCGACGGCACUGGGUUUGAUUUGGUUUUUUUGGCAGCCCAGUCACAUGUCAUCAUAGGGAAGGAGGCCAGGAAUCCACUCUUCUCAGUAUCUUCUUGGGAGCAUAUCUGCCACUCUUUAAUUUCUAUUUCUAUUUCAAAUAGUAUUACAUUAUGAUUAAGAAGGUUUAGUUUAAAAAGUUGGCUGUUCAUUAGCCAUUAAACCAAAAACCAAACCUGUUGCCGUCGAGUCAGCUCUGAUUCAUAGCAACCCUACAGGACAGAGUAGAACUGCCCCAUAGGGUUUCCAAGGAGUGGCUGGUGGAUUUGAACUGCUGACCUUUUGGUUAGCAGCUGAUUUCUUAACCACUGCAUCAUCAGGACUCAUUAUCCAUUAGAGAGAUACAAUCAAAUGACAAUGAGGUGCCACCUCACACCUGUUAGAAUGGCAGUGGUCAAAAAAAGGAAAAUAACAGGUGUUGGUGAGAUUGUGGAGAAACCAGAACCCUCAUCCAUUGCUGGUGGGAAUAUAAAAUGGUACAGUCACUGUGGAAAACAGUCUGGCAGUUCCUCAAAAAGUUGCACAUAGAACACCGUAUGACUCAGCAACAUAUAGGUGUACACAUACAGGUGUAUAUCCAGAAGAAGUGAAAGCAGCCAUGCAAGCAGAAACCUGUACACCAGUGCUCAUCGCAGCACUUUUCACCCUAGCCAAAAGGUGGAAACAGCCAAAAUUGCCAUCAGCAGAUGAAUGGGUAAACAAAAUGGGAUAUGUACACACAAUGGAAUACUGCUCAGCCGUAAAAAGAAACGAAGCCCUGAGACAUACCACAACAUGGGUUGAACCAUGACAAUGUGGUAAAGGCCUGUGAUGUUCCUGAGGAACUGAAUGUCUUGGUUAAUGAUGUGCCUCUUCUCGCGAUGGAGUACUGCUCUGGAGGAGACCUUCGGAAGCUACUCAACAAGCCAGAAAAUUGCUGUGGACUUAAAGAAAGCCAGAUACUUUCUUUACUUAGUGAUAUAGGAUCUGGGAUUCGAUAUUUGCAUGAAAACAAAAUUAUACAUCGUGACCUAAAACCUGAAAACAUAGUUCUUCAGGAUGUUGGUGGGAAGAUAUUGCAUAAAAUAAUCGAUCUAGGAUACGCCAAAGAUGUUGAUCAGGGAAGUCUGUGUACAUCUUUUGUGGGAACACUGCAGUAUCUGGCCCCAGAGCUUUUUGAGAAUAAGCCUUACACAGCCACUGUGGAUUACUGGAGCUUUGGGACCAUGGUGUUUGAAUGUAUUGCUGGGUAUAGGCCUUUUUUGCAUCAUCUGCAGCCAUUCACCUGGCAUGAGAAGAUUAAGAAGAAGGAUCCAAAGUGUAUAUUUGCAUGUGAAGAGAUGACAGGAGAAGUUCGGUUCAGUAGCCAUUUACCUCAACCAAAUAACCUUUGUAGUUUAAUAGUAGAAUCCAUGGAGAACUGGCUACAGUUGAUGCUGAAUUGGGAUCCUCAGCAGAGAGGGGGACCUGUUGAUCUUGUUUCAAAGCAGCCAAGAUGUUUCAUGUUAAUGGAUCACAUUCUGAAUUUGAAGAUAGUACACAUCCUAAAUAUGACUUCUGCGAAGAUAAUUUCUUUCUUGUUGCCACCUGAUGAAAGUCUUCAUUCACUACAGUCUCGUAUUGAGCGUGAAACUGGGAUAAAUACUGGUUCUCAGGAGCUUCUUUCAGAGACAGGAAUUUCUCUGGACCCUCGCAAACCAGCCUCUCAAUGUGUCCUAGAUGGAGUUAGAGGCUGUGAUAGCUAUAUGGUUUACUUGUUUGAUAAAAGUAAGACUGUAUAUGAAGGGCCAUUUGCUUCCAGAAGUUUAUCUGACUGUGUAAAUUAUAUUGUACAGGACAGCAAAAUACAGCUACCCAUCAUACAACUGCGGAAAGUAUGGGCUGAAGCAGUGCAUUAUGUAUCUGGGCUAAAAGAAGACUACAGCAGGCUCUUUCAGGGACAAAGAGCAGCAAUGUUAAGUCUUCUUAGAUACAAUGCUAACUUGACAAAAAUGAAGAACACUUUGAUCUCAGCAUCUCAGCAGCUGAAAGCUAAAUUGGAGUUUUUUCACAAAAGUAUUCAGCUUGACUUGGAGAGAUACAGUGAGCAGAUGACAUAUGGGAUAUCCUCAGAAAAAAUGUUGAAAGCAUGGAAAGAAAUGGAAGAAAAGGCCAUCCACUAUGCUGAGGUUGGCGUUAUUGGAUACCUGGAGGAUCAGAUCAUGUCUCUGCACACUGAGAUCAUGGAGCUACAGAAGAGCCCCUACGGGAGACGUCAGGGAGACUUAAUGGAAUCUCUGGAGCAGCGUGCCAUCGAUCUAUACAAGCAGUUAAAGCACAGGCCUUCGGAUCACUUCUACAGCGACAGCACCGAGAUGGUGAAGAUCAUUGUGCAUACUGUGCAGAGUCAGGACCGUGUUCUCAAGGAGCUGUUUGGUCAUCUAAGCAAGUUACUAGGCUGUAAGCAGAAGAUUAUCGAUCUGCUCCCCAAGGUGGAAGUAGCCCUCAGUAACAUCAAAGAAGCUGACAAUACCGUCAUGUUUAUGCAGGGAAAGAGGCAGAAAGAAAUAUGGCAUCUUCUUAAAAUUGCCUGUACACAGAGUUCUGCCCGAUCCCUCGUAGGAUCCAGUCUAGAAGGUGCAGUAACUCCUCAGGCAUCAGCAUGGCUGCCCCCAACUUCAGCAGAACGUGAACAUCCUCUGUCAUGCGUGGUAACUCCUCAAGAUGGGGAGACUUUAGCACAAAUGAUAGAAGAAAAUUUGAAUUGUCUUGGCCAUUUAAGCACUAUUAUUCGUGAAGCAAAUGAGGAACAGGGCAGUAGUAUGAUGAGUCUUGACUGGAGUUGGUUAAAAGAGUGACUUGCCACUUGUUCCCUGCCCACAACCUACAGAAGUUGUCUCUGCACACACAUGUUGGAGUUAGUUUUUACGCCAUGAAAUUACUCUUCAGACAUCAGUCAAUGGAAGAAAUGGCCGUGAUUCGAAGCUCCUGGUGAUUUUACAAGCACAAUGGUUUGAUUUUGAGUAAUUUUAACCUCUGAACAGAUAAGGUUUCAUAAAAGUCAAUGGGUUUGUUUAAAUAACUACAACUAUUUAAGGGCAUCGUUGUGAUUCGUUUGUCUUCAAACUCGGUAUAAACGUUACUUGUUUUAAAAUGGCUUUUAAAGUUUUAACUUAUGGGCACCUAAGGCCAAAAGCGGUUGUGUAUACAGAGAAGAAAAUCUUUGUAUGCAUUUUAAGUAGGAGUCUGCCUGUGUUUCUGUGGAAGAGACUGCUCAUAAGUAAAAUUGGACUUCUUGGAGAAUAAACCCUACCUCCUUGUGCUGCACCCAACAAGUGUUCUUCCUGGCAUCAGGAGUUGGCUUAAUCCCAUUUUCAAUUUUACUGCACAUUCGGCAGUGCUCCUUUCCUACAGUAGGGAUUGUGCAUCUGUGCCUUUAAUACCAGUUAGUCAUAAUUCCUGAUAAGAAAUGUGCUAUGUGUGUAUAUGUAUUUAAGAUGUACAUUUAAUAAUAUCAGAGAAGACACCUGUUAAUUUAUAAUGUAUUUGAAAGCUUAUCUGUUUUUUCAUUUGUAAAAAUGGGUCAUUUGUUUAAAGAACCUUUCAUGUCAUGCCAUACAAAUUUAUAAAGGUCUACACUUCUUUAUCUGUAAUUCCCAAAUCCAAAAAUCUAUGAAAACUCAAGGUUUUUCCUAAAUUUUUUGACAGCUCGUUUGCUUAUAAAUCUCAUCUGAACUGACAUUGAAUCUGUUUAUCCCAUUUAGUGUGAAUAUUCAUUUAUUUUGCUCAGAAAUAUUGUUUUUCAUUAUUAGGGGUGCUCCUUCAGACCCUGCUGGGGGGUUAUGUAGUAUAUGGCAUGGUAUGAUAUAUGCACUGAAUUACCCUUCUAAAAUUUGAAAAAUCAGAAUCUGAAACAUGUGGCCUGAAGGGUUUCAGAUAAAGGAUUGUGGAUCUCUACAUCUGUUUAAGUAAUUUAGAAGGU